Messenger RNA from Heterocephalus glaber (naked mole-rat), 2316 nucleotides. RefSeq names its product adenine nucleotide translocase lysine methyltransferase (gene Antkmt). Gene Ontology annotation, cellular component: mitochondrion. Gene Ontology annotation, molecular function: protein-lysine N-methyltransferase activity. Lineage: Eukaryota; Metazoa; Chordata; Mammalia; Rodentia; Bathyergidae. Gene Ontology annotation, biological process: regulation of mitochondrial ATP synthesis coupled proton transport; peptidyl-lysine trimethylation; positive regulation of proton-transporting ATP synthase activity, rotational mechanism. The record is from RefSeq and is a predicted model, not a curated record.
UUGAUCCCUGGUACAACCCCCCCCCCCAAAAAAACACAAAAAACAAGACAAAGUGACCUGGAGACCAUGUGUAGGCCAACAAUGACACCUCCAGGUGCAUGGAAACUCCCACAGGUAGACUCCCUUGGCUGUAGAGUGACCAAAGUCCAAGGACCAGAGUUUGGUGUGAAUGUGAGUGGUUAGGUACAUUGUUGAGGGCCUUUUAGGUGCCAGGGACUGCUCUGGGACUGGGAGUAAUGCAAGGAGCAAAGAAUGGGUAUCUAAACCCUCCCUGCUUAGAGCUCAGUAAGCACCCUUCCUUUCUUGGGGUAGCCCAGUUACAGGCCCUGAGGAGGCUGGGGACUCUGAGCUGGGUGGGCCAGACCUCCUCCUUUCUCAGGUAGAGGCUUUCUGGCUGCCCUGAGGAGGCUUUCCUGUUGUCCCAAGACACUGGUUCUUCAGCUGGCUUAGGCUAGAGUCAAUGUGUGAGGGACUCUGCAUUUGGAGGAUGGGCUGGUGGUCUUGGGCAUACCUACUUUGUCUGGAAGUAGUCUCUCAUUUUUGGUACCGAGUAGUCUCAUUUUUGCUGAGAUUCCGGACUAGGGCCAUGGACAGCUGAGAAGCCAGGGCCUGGUGUGUGCACCAACAAGCCUCUGCCAUUGACGGGCAUUUGGCCUUAACAUGGGGUGAGGUUGACCCAAGCUACCUGACCUGAGGUUUUUCUUCCCCUUGCCUCCACCCUAGUUUUACCAGGAGCUCCUCAAUUUUUUGUUUUCUGAAGGAGGGCGAUGUGCCCCUCUCCUGAAGAUGCCUUCCAACCCGCGCUGGGCCAGCUGCCAGAGGCCCGGCCUCUCAUAUCCGGCUCUCCUCCCACCACACUCACUAGAGAGCCAACAUCUGUCUUCUCACCCACUAAGUCUUUGUCAAGCCCCUCCUCUUUCAGAUCCCUCCCCCACGCACAUCCCCCGUUUCCCAUCUAACUGUCCUAGCUGUGGGAGAGAAGCCAAAGCCUGUUGGGGGGUGGCUCUGGCCCGCUUCUAGUGUGACCCGGCCUCCCUGACAGUCACUCGGGAGCCUGGCUAUGGCCCAGGGCCUGCAGGGUUGGGCGCUUUCCCUGUCCCUCGGGACCCUGUUUCUGCUGGCUCCUGUGUAUCCCAUCCCUCGCGAUAGGGUGUGCGUUCCACAAAGUUGGGGACUCGACCUCCUCCCAGGGUCCCUGCAACACAAGUCCCAAGGAGCCACCCGCCGAGAGGAUCACCAAAGGCCAAACCCCACCGGCUCCGAGCGGAGUCUGACGGCAGCGCAGGCUGACUAGGGCACCGCUGGUCGGAACCUGGGGUGGGGGUGGGGCCUGGGUGGAGACCGGCGGAGCGAAACGCGCGACGGACCAGGAGCGCGGGACGGGCCCUGUACAACUUCCGGUAUCUCGCCACCGCCUCCGCCCCAUCUGGUGUUGCCACCACGGUCCCUGGUAGGCGCGGGGUGGACAGGGUAGGGAGGGAGGCACCCUCCAGUUCCAAGCUGAGAGCCAGGGAGGAACAUUGGGCGGGACGACCCUGAGCUGCAAGUGCACCCAUGGAGCACGACGACCCAGCCGAAGCAUUGACGGAGCUGCGUGAACGGCGGCUGAGCGCGCUGGAGCUGCUUCAGGUUGCUGCUGGAUCGGGACUAGCCGCCUAUGCUGUGUGGGCGGUACUGCUUCAGCCUGGUUUCCGCCGGGUGCCGCUGCGGCUGCAGGUGCCGGAUGGGCUGGCCGGACCAGUAAUAGUGCCCUACAUAGGUGCGAGCACCCAGCAAGUUGAGCAUGUGAUAUCGCUGCUUCGAGGCCGCCCGGGAAAAACAGUGGAUCUGGGUUCUGGCGAUGGCAGAAUUGUACUGGCGGCCCACAGGUGUGGGCUCCGUCCUGCUGUGGGGUACGAGCUGAACCCGUGGCUCGUUGGGCUCUCGAGGCUGCAUGCCUGGAGGGCUGGCUGCAUGCACAGCGUCUGCUAUCUCCGGGAGGAUCUUUGGAAGGUCAGCCUGAGGGACUGCUACAAUGUGUCUGUGUUCCUGGCCCCCAGUGUGCUCCCGUUCUUGGAAGAUAAGCUGCAAGCUGAGCUGCCCACAGGGGCCCGUGUGGUAUCUGGGCGCUUUCCCCUCCCCACCUGGCAGCCUGUGGCUGUGGUGGGUGAAGGCCUUGAUCGAGUCUGGGCUUAUGACAUCCAGGGUGAUGGGCCACCUCUGUCUUCUUGGGAGGUACCUGUCAAAGCCACCCCAGGAUCCAGCUCUACCUCAGUCCUUAAGGCUCCCAUUUCCCAAGCUAGCUGACCAGACACAAUAAAGACUCCAUGGGUCUCA